Dovyalis caffra is the source of this 1080-nucleotide messenger RNA. Lineage: Eukaryota; Viridiplantae; Streptophyta; Magnoliopsida; Malpighiales; Salicaceae. The record is from the annotation of a GenBank genome assembly.
AUGUUGUGGGUGGACAAGUACAGACCCAAAACCCUAGACCAGGUCAUCGUCCAUCAAGACAUUGCCCAAAACCUCAAGAAACUGGUACCUCCUCCUAUUUAUUCCUUUUUAUUACUGUCCGCAUUUGCUUUUCUAUGGGCCCUCUGGUUCUGGCAAAAAACCCUAAUCAUGGCCCUUCUUCGCCAGAUCUUUGGUACCAGUGCUGAAAAGGUGAAGGUGGAAAAUAGGACAUGGAAAAUCGAUGCUGGAAGUAGAACCAUCGAUCUAGAGCUGACCACAUUGUCAAGCACAAACCAUGUGGAGCUAAGCCCUAGUGAUGUAGGAUUCCAGGACAGAUAUAUAGUUCAGGAGAUAAUUAAAGAGAUGGCUAAGAAUAGGCUGAUUGAUACAAAAGGGAGAAAAGGAUAUAAAGUACUAGUGCUCAAUGAGGUUGACAAGCUUUCAAGAGAAGCACAACAUUCUCUUCGUAGAACAAUGGAGAAAUACAGUACCUCCUGUCGUCUAAUUCUUUGCUGCAACAGUUCUUCAAAGGUUACUGAAGCCAUCAGAUCUCGCUGUCUGAAUGUGAGGAUAAAUGCACCUAAGGAGGAACAGAUUGUUAAGGUAUUGGAGUUCAUUGGGAAGAAAGAAGGGCUGCAGCUGCCACCUGGAUUUGCUGCUCGUGUAGCAGAUAAAUCAAAUAGGAGUUUAAGAAGAGCUAUUCUUUCGCUUGAGACAUGCCGUGUUCAACAGUAUCCUUUUACAAGUAAUCAAGCAAUUCCCCCGAUGGACUGGGAGGAGUAUGUCUCUGAAAUAUCUGCCGACAUAAUGAGGGAGCAGAGCCCUAAAAGGCUGUUUCAGGUUCGAGGGAAGUUAUACGAACUACUUAUUAACUGUAUUCCUCCAGAAAUUGUUCUGAAGAGGCUACUUUCUGAAUUGUUGAAGAAAUUGGAUGAGGAGUUAAAGCAUGAGGUCUGCCAUUGGGCUGCAUAUUAUGAACAUAGGAUGCGUCUGGGACAGAAAGCCAUAUUUCACCUGGAAGCAUUUGUGGCCAAGUUCAUGAGCAUCUACAAGGGUUUCCUUAUUGCAACAUUUGGCUGA